Molecule: messenger RNA, 3129 nt
Organism: Ilex paraguariensis (yerba mate)
Lineage: Eukaryota; Viridiplantae; Streptophyta; Magnoliopsida; Aquifoliales; Aquifoliaceae
Source: the annotation of a GenBank genome assembly
AUGUCUCUGAAGAUGCUAUGUUGUGUCUGUUUUGCAUCAGAAAAUGUUUACAUGUCAAUCCUUUUUAAGAAAACGUUUUCAGAAUAUUCUGAAUAUGUUCCUAAUUGGUCUAUCUCUACUGCCCAUCCAUGGGGGCUUAAGCUAAGAAGGUACAGAACAAGGCCUGGCAAACCCCAGCUAAAUUAUCUAUCAAAGAAGAGACGUACUGUUUGGGAAUGUAAUACGACUGGGGCCCAGCUGGAUAAGCUUCAAGUUGUGUUGGCAGCUAAUGAAUUACCUUCUAUCAAUGAUGUAACUUACCCUGAACUAAUUGAGAUUAUUUCAAAGUUGAAGGAUGAACAUGGGCAUCUUGUCGGCGUUGAUACUUCCAAUCUUCUGAUUGUAAACUCUGGUAAUGAUUUGCCGGUUAUAGAUCUUAGUAGAGUAUCGCAAGAGCUUGCCUACUUGGCCAGUGAUGCAGACUUGGUUAUUUUGGAAGGAAUGGGGGAGGGAGGGGAGGGGCAAACCCUUAAAACAUCUGAGAGAGAGAUCGCGUCUCCCUUAGACCAAAACUCUUCGACGACGCAUUGUCCUUCCCUGUGUUCACUCCACCGUUCCAGGCAUUGCCUUGCUACUCCUUAUGUGACUAUGAAGCUUCAAAAGUCUGAAAAAGCUUCGUCGCUUGAGUCGAGAUUCGAGACUGUGCACUGUGAAGCUUCGACAACUGAUUCAAACUACUGUCCAGGUUUGAGACUACUGAAUUUUAGGGUUUUGAUUCUGCCUUUUCUGAUAAAGCUCUUUCUCGCUCAAUCUAGUGUCCAGGUUUGAUUAGGGCACUAAUUCUCUCUCCUAUCUCUCUACAUCUUCCUUUUCCUUUGUACCCACCCACGACUAAGGCUUACAUAUCUCCUUUUUGCAACUAGGGUUUCUGGAACAAACCUAGAAUUAGGAUUUGCAAUUAAGGCUUCUUGGCACUUUGCUCUUAGGGCUUCUCAAUUAGAGAGUUAUUAUGUUUUGUUGUUUAUCAUAUAUAAAUUAGGAACUAACGAAAAAUUGAAUUAGGAACUAACGAAAAAUUGAAUUAGGAACUUGUUAUAUAUGUGUGAUUCACUUGUUACUUUAUAAAUUAUAAUUAGUACAUUAAAUAUAGGAAAAUUGGGCGGCCGGUCCCUAUAGACUUAUUUGGAGAUAAGUCUAUCAAUGAAACUUAUUUGGUUUUAAAUCUAUUUUUUGUCAAUUUUACUAUUGUAACCUUUCUAGUAAAAAUGUUAUAAACGACGUUUAUAGACACAACAACCAUCUAUAUACAUCUCCUUUAUAAUCGCCUUCAAAUCUGACUACAAAUCUUCUAAGUCACAAUAUUUCCUUCUCCGAAAAAUAAGAAACCGGCAUUUACCAAAAAUCGUUCAUAUUCAAAUUUCAAACUCAUUACAUUCCAUAAAAUACAAUUUCAAUUUACUAUUCCAUCGACAAAAUAUUAAUAUUGAAUAUUAAUGUUUAAAAAAUAACAAUAGUAACAUACUCAAUAAAGACAGUAACAUGAUUACAAAAAAAAUAGUAACAUGCUCACAAAAAAAUAGUAACAUGGUAAAAAAGUAAUAAUAAUUAGGGAUUUAAUUUUGUUAAAGUGGGUAUUAACCUUGUAACUAAGAUUCAAGAGAACUUAUACAUUAGUACUAAAUAAAAGUGUUAUAGAUUUCAAUUUUGUUGAUUUUUUUGUUGCACAAGACAAUCGAAUAUUCCUUGGUUGUGUUACUGUGGAAAAAGUUAAUAUUACUAUACGUGAACCGAAAAUGAAAUUCAGAAUUUCGAUGUCUUGAUAUUCACAAUUGGUGUUGAGUGUCGUAAUUUAACUAUCGAUUGUGUUAUUACUCAUCAUUUUUGUAAAUUUUCAAUUUGUGGAUCGUAUUUUAACUAAAAUUAUUCAAAAGUUGAUGUUACUGUAAAAAAACUAUUGUCUUGUAUUCUUUAAAAUUAGGUGUGUUACUGAGCACAAAACUUUGAUGUUAUUGUGAAUUUUAAAAUGUAUGUUAUAUAAUAUACGUCUCAAGAUUUGCAAUUGUAUGUUAAAAUUCACUAUAGUAAUAUUAAUGUCAGUAUAGUAACACGAUUGUACUGGUAACACGACCCUAAUUGUAACUUCAAUCAUAUAGUAACAUAAAUAUUACUAUAUAUUAACAUUCGUGUUAAUGAACUCUGUUGGCAUUGUUCAGCCUCCCUAUAUUAUGUGUUACUAUUGUUAAGGAAAUUUUGUGAUAUAAUUUUGACUUAAUAGACCAACAAUUUAUUCGUACAUUAAGUUUCUCAUAUAUAACUAUCAGAACAUAUAACUUCUAUAUAAAACUUUCGUUAAUUAUUAUAAUAUUUAAUAAAUGAUUUUCAUAUAUAACUCAAUCAAGAGUUUCCAUAUAUACUUCAAUGAUCUAACCUAUGUGACUUUCUAUAACUGGGCAAAACUAACACCGUUAGGGAUAAUUUUGAGAUAUAAAAAAUAAGUGGACUUAAGUACUUACAUAUAAGUUUAAACAUGAACUUUCCCCUAAAUAAAUUUUCUUCCAAGACUCAAGUCAUUAUAAGUCCAUCUAAAGGGACUUACCCUCAAUUUUCACUUAAAUAUAAUAGUGAUAAUUGAGGGUCAUUCCUAUUUACGAGACUUAUAAGGCUUAAAGUCUGAGCCUUAAACAUAUGGGUCAUUUAAUCCUAUAUUAGUAAUUUUAUUUGGUAGUUAAGUCCAUUCUGAUUUUUUCUUUUUCUUUUUUUUUAUUACUAAAACACUCUUAUUAGGUUGUUUUAAUGUCAAAGAAAGUUUCUAAAUUGAUUUGGAGAUCAUAAUUCCAUAACUGAUGGCAGAUUUUAUAUCUUCCCAAUCUCAAAUUUGAAAUUCAAAAAAAUCGAACUGUUCUCCUUCACUUCUUCUUCUUCUUCAUACAAUUUUGUCUGUAUCUAACCCUUCAUUUGGUAUCCUUCUAAUCUAUCAGCACAUCUAUUCCCAUCAAUCAAUCUUCAACCUCCCUUCGUCCCCUGUGAUGAUCGGACGGCAACGCCUUUCUCCGCCAUCUAUUUCUUCGCCUCCUUAUCGUGUAGAUGUCAAGCGACCCCCAUGUUGAGUAUAUACGACCCAAUUGGGCUCGCACAGAGCUAAAAUUGUAG